Molecule: messenger RNA, 656 nt
Organism: Spathaspora passalidarum NRRL Y-27907
Lineage: Eukaryota; Fungi; Ascomycota; Pichiomycetes; Serinales; Debaryomycetaceae
Product: mitochondrial 37S ribosomal protein mS41
Exons: 1
Cellular component (GO): mitochondrion
Source: RefSeq, a predicted model, not a curated record
AUAGAUUUGACCUUAAUACUUACAGCAUACAAGAUGAACAUGAUAAGAUCAUUAGUGAGGGGUUCAACUUCAAUAUUCCCAUCUGUUAGACAAGUUCUGUUUCAACAACCAGCUAUCAUCACACCAUUUUCUGCAUAUACUCGUUUAUUUUCCAAUAGUUUGAUUCACCAUGCACCACCUCAACCUAAAACCAAGGCAAACGUACAAGAUUUAGAAACAUUCUUUAAAGCCAUUGGUCGUAAUACAGUUGAACAUUUAGAACUUUUUGAUGGAAGUUUGCCCAAGUUCUUGAAGGCAUCUUCAGCAGAAAUGAAGGAAAUGGGAAUUGAAACCCGUACAAGAAGAUACAUGAUAAGAUGGAGAUAUAAGUUCGAAAAUGAUUUAGAGCCAUUGCGUGAACAUAAACGAGGCAAGAAGAAGAAUGGUGGUCAAAGAAAAGCCAAGGCCGUUAUUGCUAAACGUAGAGCUUUGGAAAGAAUUGCUCAAAGAGAAGCAUUUGCCAAGAGUGAAUUGGAUGCCGAAACUAGAGGUGAAAGAUUGUUCUAAUUAGGGGAGGGAUUAACAAGGAGCUAAUGUAUAUCUGUAAAUAGAUUCGUAUACUUACAAAAACAUAAUAGAGUGUACAAAUGAAAAGCAUAUCAACAGACCUUAACAUU